Leptomonas pyrrhocoris is the source of this 2240-nucleotide messenger RNA. RefSeq names its product biopterin transporter putative (BT1). The transcript has a single exon. The record is from RefSeq and is a predicted model, not a curated record. Lineage: Eukaryota; Euglenozoa; Kinetoplastea; Trypanosomatida; Trypanosomatidae. Gene Ontology annotation, cellular component: membrane. The coding region runs from base 198 to 2240 and encodes 680 amino acids.
AGAGUUAACAAGAAGCCCCUUUUCUGUGAGUGCUCUCAACACAAGCGUAACUAAAACAGCUCCCAAAGGUCGGUGAUUCAUCGAAGCGAUACCAAAAACGCGGAGAUUAACAUCGUUCUUUGGCAGACCUUUUUUUCUCUUCUUUUGCCGACGCCUUCGCAACUCCGUCACCCCAAAGCGCUCUUCCUCACGAGACCAUGGCGAACCCCCAACCGGAAAAGACCUCCGACAGCGGAGAGUUCGGGUCGAAGGAGCACAGCAAGGAACGCGCGACGGAUGACGCGUCGGUGGACUCGCGGCCGGAGGACAUCCACCCCGGUACGUGGAAGCUCUUCAAGGCAUGUCCUAUCCUGCAAGAUAUCCCCGUCCUGGGUCUCGUUCUCAAGGCCUACAGCCCUCACCUCGUGAUUGCCGUCUUUGUGGAACGGCUGUGCGUGAAAGGUGUUGCGCACGGCUUCAUGCGACUCUCCGUUCAGCCCAUGUUGACGAAUCGCUAUGGAUUAUCGGGUGCCCCGUACCAACGCCUCUCUUCCCUCUACGAACUUGGAUGGUCAGUGAAUUCCUUCUUCACGGCGAUCGCCGACACGUUUGCCCUAUUCGGCUACACGAAGCGGUGGUACUCUCUCUUCUGCGCUAUCGGUUGUGGUGUUUUUGCGCUGCUCUACGCACUGCUGCCUGCGAAGGAAUCCAGCGCGAAGGCAGCCGCCGGUUUCAUGUUUUUGACCGCGCUGUUUUUGGCAAACGUGGACACUUUCGCGCAGGCCAUCUACAGUCGUCGCAUCCGUGUCAGCCCUGAGCGCGGCCCCGCUCUUGUCAGUUGGGGUUGGGGAGCUGCGAAGUUGGGUGCCAUGAUCGCUGCUGCCGUGCAAGGUCCGCUGUCCGAUCACAACGUCACGCAGGUUGGUGUUUACAUCGUUGCGGGGAUCCUGUUCAGCCUCUCCUUCCUUUUCAUCUUCAACGUUUUCGAUGAGAAGCCGAACCGUGUUGCUCGCCUCCAAGACGCCAGGGCGGACUACAUCAUCAAGAAGCGCGAGGAGCGUGAGGCGCAGCAGCUGGAGGAGCAUGCCAAGAAGCCGACCGCGCCGAAGGAGCCAGCCUUCACGGAGGGCAGGGAGGCCUCGCUUGCACCCUAUGUGUUGAAAAAUGAAGAGGAAGACGACCUGGAGGGCUUCGUGGAGCCGGAGGUGGACAGUGUUCUGUGGGGGGUCAUCGAGAUAAACAAGGAGGUCGUGACCCGCAACUGGCUCAUCAUCAUCUACUGCUGCCUGAACACGGCUGCCGUGGUCGCAACGGCCGUCGUGACGAUUCUCGGCACUCGUUGGGAUAUGAUGUGGGCGUGCGUGGCGAUGACCAUUGCCGUGUGCGGCUUUGGCUUCUUCAUGCUCCCGCUGAUUGUCGCCAAGGCCGGUACCUUCAUCUACCUGUUCAACAUUUUUUACCUCCAGCUUCCCGGCGUGCUGAACACCUUUUACGUCGCCAAGCCCAAGUGCUUGCCCGAUGGUCCGCACUUCAACUUCACCUUCUACAACCUCAUGAACGGCAUCAUCGGCAACGUGUGCAGUAUUAUCGGCAUCUCCAUCUUUGCCCACUGCUGCCAGAACUUGAGCUACCGCGCCAUCAUGGGAUCGUCGGCCAUCAUAAUUCCCCUCAUUUCAAUGUUCGACCUGAUCAUUGUGGAGCGGUGGAAUAUGUACAUCGGCAUCCCUGACCACGCCAUGUACAUCUUUGGUGAUGCGAUCAUCUUUGAACUGGUAGAUAUGCUGGUUCGCAUGCCAACUUUCUUGCUGAUGUCUCGCGUGGCGCCCCGCGGCUCGGAGGCGAUGGUGCUGGCACUGCUGGGUGGCAUUGCACACCUUGGCAAAUCCACGUCCUCUGCUAUCGGCUACCUGUUGCUGGAGACGAUCUGGCCGAUCAAGACGAAGGGCAACUGCGACUACCACAACGCGCCGUGGCUGGUGAUCGCCGGUCACAUCGGAGCGCCUCUUCUGAUUCUGCCGCUGGCCUUUUUGCUGCUGCCUUCUUCGCGUGUGUCCGCCACGCUGGAUGAGAACGGCGAUGAGGUGGAGGAGGUGAAGGUGUCGCGCAGCGACGACGACACGAGCGAGGGCUCCAGCAUCUUCCGCACUUCCUCCCACUCGAGCCACUCUUCGCACUCGUCUUCACACUCGUCGUCGCACUCGUCGUCGCACGUGUCCGCUGGUGACCCGUUCGUGGGCCGCCGCGAGCACAAUGCGAUGUAG